CCCUCCCCGCGGCCGCGCCGUUCCGGCUCCCGGGCUCCGCCUGUGCGCGGCCUCCUCGGCGCAGCCAUCCUCGCGUCCGCCGAGGGCGGCAAAAGCCCACGGCAUCUGCCAUUUGUCAUUCAGCCCGUCGGUACCGCCCCACGCCUUGAUUUAAGCCCGUGUGGGGCGGAUUCUGGCCUCACUCUCCUGGAGAGCGGACAGACAGACGGGCGGACGGGGCGGCUCUCCUUGCAGCCGCUCGGACCGCGGGGCCUUGGCGCACGGGGCGCUUCCCUGGGUCGCCGUCAUGGCCGCGGAGGCGGCACGCCCGAGCUGCCGCGCUUGAGUUCCGGGGGGCUCCGGACCCUGCAGGCUUCGUGACAGAACGUGUCUCGGUGUGGACAUUUCAUUGAUCCUGGAUUUAUUGUGUUCCUGUCUCUAAGGUUUUUCCCUGCCUACUCGAGGGAACAUAGUCAUCAUUGGCUUUUGAUUGCUCUCACAUCUGGUGUGGCCUCUGUUUCAGGUCACAUCUGAAACUCCUCUGGACCCCGAAAGGUUUGAGGCCUCAAACCUUCUGAGAGGACUCCCUGACUGUCUUGGAGCUGAUGUUUCCUGUCACCGAUCUGGUGACCCAGGACGUGCCCCAGCUCUAGUGAUGCAGUCUGCCUUUCUGCUCGGGAACAUCAUCUGUGCCUCAGACUUGCUCCUCUCAGCCUGAGACCGCGUGGAAACUGGGAUGUAGGAUGCAGGAAGCAGAGAUAGUGGUAACCCAGAGGCCCAUGUCUGGGUAGAUCCAGAUGGCACAGAGUUUGGUCAGCGCAUCUGAAAAGGAAAGUGUGAGAGACAAAACCCAUGGCUACCUACCCCUGUCAGUUAUGUGGCAAGACGUUCCUCACCCUGGAGAAGUUCACUAUCCACAGUUAUUCCCACUCCAGGGAGCGACCUUACAAGUGCUUGCAGCCAGACUGUGGCAAAGCCUUCAUUUCCAGAUAUAAAUUAAUGAGGCAUAUGGCUACACAUUCACCCCUGAAAUCUCACCAGUGUGUUUAUUGUGAGAAGACUUUCAACCGGAAAGACCACCUGAAGAACCACCUCCAAACCCACGACCCCAACAAAAUGGCCUUUGGGUGCGAGGAGUGUGGGAAGAAGUACAGCACCCUGCUGGGCUACAAGAGGCACCUGGCCCUCCACGCGGCCAGCAGUGGCGACCUCACCUGUGGGGUCUGCGCCCUGGAGCUGGAGAGCACGGAGGUGCUGCUCGACCACCUCAAAGCCCACGCCGAAGAGAAGCCCGCGACUGGAGCCAAGGAGAAGAAGCACCAGUGCGACCACUGCGAGAGAUGCUUCUACACCCGGAAGGAUGUGCGGCGCCACCUGGUGGUUCACACAGGCUGCAAGGACUUCCUGUGUCAGUUCUGUGCCCAGAGAUUCGGGCGCAAAGACCACCUCACGCGUCACACCAAGAAAACCCACCCACAGGAGCUGAUGAAGGAGAGCCUGCAGGCUGGAGACCUUCUGAAUACUCUCCAUGCUCUCUCUCCCCAGUUCCAAUUGAAGGCUGCCCCUCUGUCUCCUUUUCCUAUAGGGGCCCCUGUGCAGAAUGGGCUUGCAGGUAGCUUGCCAGCUGAGGUACACACCCUCAAUGCCUUGGAUCAGUCCACCCAGCCUAUACCAGUGCUGUCAGAGCUCCUGGCCCCGCUCCACCCCAUGGCCGGCCCCAGCUCUCCCCCGGCACCCCUCCAGAAUCACAAGUACAACACUGGUUCUACCUCAUACCCCCCACUGGCAGGCCUGCCCAUCAAAACAGAUACUAAAGGAUUUUGCAGUGCCAAUUUGCUUGAGGACUUGCCUCUGCAAGAGCCUCAGUCACCUCACAAGCUCAGUGCAGGUUUUGACCUGGCUAAGGGAGGUGCAGGUAAAGUAAACCUGCCCAAAGAGCUAGCUGCAGAUGCUGUGAACAUAUUACCUGCCUCUCUGGACCUCUCCCCUCUGUUGGGCUUCUGGCAGCUGCCCCCUCCUGCUACCCAGAAUGCCUUUGGGAGUAGUGGUCUCGCCCUGGGGGCUGGGGAAGCUCUGCCGCAUAGGCUGGGCUGUCUGGGGCAGCAGCCCCAAGACCCCUCACUAGCCAUGAGCACUAUGAGCCUGGGCCAGCUCCCCCUCCCGCCCAUCCCCCACGUUUUCCAGGCUGGCACUGGUUCAGCUAUCCUGCCUCAUUUCCACCAUGCAUUCAGAUGAAUGGCUUUUGUUUUUUUAAGCAUACUUUUCUUACUCUGAAAGAUAUUUUGAGAAGCAUUUUAAACAUCAGCUAUGAUAAUACAAGGAAAGAUUUAGGAAGCAGGACUGGAAUAUGGCUUAUUCAGUGAUGACUAGCUUGAGAGGAGAGAGUUCUCGAACUGCAUGUAUUGUGCCAAUCUGUCCUGAGUGUUCAUGCUUUGUACCAAAUUUAAUAAGCAAGUAUUCUUCAAUGGAACUGCAACCAUUAUCAUAACCGACAUCCAUAGAGGGCUGCUAUAUAUUAGUGUAGCUAUAUAUUGGUGUUUGUCAACUUAAUCGUAAGCCAUCAUCAUAAUAAGCAACUUUAUGUUAGCUAAGCAACUUUAUGUGGCACUGCCUAGUAAGGGAACUAUGGCAAGGUCUGGAUUUUUCCAAAAUGGGAGGCUUUUUAACAUAAGAAAGUAAUCUUUAUAUCGCAUAUAUUAUCACUAGGCUGCGUAUUUCUUUUCAGGGAUUUUUCUAUCUUCAGGGUUGGAUGUAGUUUAGUUACUAUUGCCAUAGCCAACCUGUAGUUUUACAGAAACAAUUUCUUGUGGAAUAAUAGACGUCUUCAUUUUAAAGCAUUUUAAAUGUAGUUUGAAUAUUUUCCACAGGAUGCUACAAUGUGAGUUAUCACUUCAUUUAUCUUAAAGACUAAACUGUCAGUUAUAUCUGACAGAAAAAAAAAAAUCACUGUGUAACCAGGUUAAGUGGUAAAAUAAUCCAGGCGUCAGUCAAAAUAAGCAUUUUACUGACUUUAAUAUUGAUUAUAUUUUUAACAGGAAUUUAAGAAUAUUACUGGAAUUUAAAAGUAUAUAUAUAUCUAUCUAUUAAGCAAGAAUUUCUUUUGCUCUGCUCUGUCUGGCUUAAAAUACUACUCUGCUUAAGUAUUUUUAAUCACCAAUAAGUAAACGCAUUUUAAAAUUCAUCAUUUAAGUCAAUAUUAGUUUUAUUCACAAAAUAUAGCAUUUUACAAUGUAACUGUAAUCUAUCUCUGGAAUUUGGUAUCUAAUGAGUUUUUAAACUGUAAAACCUAACCUUUUUUUAAAGCUCCUCUGUCUUUUGUGUUUAGAGGCUUUCAAUAUGAAGAUAUAUCUUACAUAUAAUAAAUAAAGUACACAUUCAGCAAA
This is a messenger RNA of Capra hircus (goat), 3362 nucleotides long. RefSeq names its product PLAG1 like zinc finger 1 (gene PLAGL1). The transcript is spliced from 8 exons. The record is from RefSeq and is a predicted model, not a curated record. Bases 832 to 2214 code for a protein of 460 amino acids. Gene Ontology annotation, molecular function: DNA-binding transcription activator activity, RNA polymerase II-specific. NCBI's taxonomy places the organism in Eukaryota, Metazoa, Chordata, Mammalia, Artiodactyla, Bovidae.